This is a messenger RNA of Gongylonema pulchrum, 357 nucleotides long. NCBI's taxonomy places the organism in Eukaryota, Metazoa, Nematoda, Chromadorea, Rhabditida, Gongylonematidae. The record is from the annotation of a GenBank genome assembly.
AUGUUACUACUCUCGACGCUGCUGUUAUCGUUUACGCUCAGUGGACAAUCACUAGGCCCAAAAACUAUUCCGGAAGAGCUGCGUAAACGUGUCCGUGAAGCACAAACACUUAAUGAUUUGAAGACUGUUGCAAAUCUUGCUUAUGCACCGCAUUUAAUCGAGCACAAGGACCAAAAGACACUGAGAUUGUCCCCGAGUCUACGUCUAUCUAAUGAACGGAGUAUGGUGAAGUUGCAAGGAGCUAGUGCAUUCGCUUUUUCAAUGAAUUCUGAACGUUCUGAUCCUCAACCCGACCUAAACGGUACAAGAAUAUUCGUUCUAACACUAUCUUUCCAGGCUAUUGAUAUGGUAGCUUAA